UUGAGAGUUAUAUUAAUAGAUUCAGUUUAUUGGGCCUCACCCAUUAUACAGGGGUAAAACUGUAAUUACAAGGGGUUAAUCCCAAAACCCUAAACGAGUACUCUAACAAUUAUGAUCAUAUAACCGUUCACAUUUUGUUUAAUCUUCACUCGAAUGUGUAACAUGGUUCCUACAGGCAGGAAUAACAAUCAUAUAUUCAUGUGACAAGCCAUUUACCAGACAGUUCAAAUGCAUAAUACAUGCAAGAUAGACUAGCAUUUCCUAUAAUCUAUCAGGUUUAGCUUUCUUUAUUUUUUAAAGAAAAGCACCGAAUUUCCAUGGACCACUUAACACUCUUAUACCUUUUCUUUGUUGUGACCAUCUACAUGAGAUAUCUUGUGGUUUAAGAAAAUAGCCAUUGAAUAAGAACUAAUUGGUGUAGUUUGCUGGUUCAUGGAUAAUAUUUCCUAUACCCUAACAUGCUUAACUUUCUUGUUUAGAAAAAAAAUGAUGCAUAAAUAUUUUUUUCUUAGAAAACAGUUUCAAAUAAUAAUUAGCAAGUACACUAUACUGGCCAUUACUCCUUAGUUCAAGCAAGUCCGGCACAAGCCUGCUACUUGAACUGGAAAGGUUUUAGGCUUGCAGAGAUUUGUAGAGGCAACUCAUGAAAAAGAAGUUCGCAGAAACUAGAGCACAUGUUAUAUGUAACUUACAAUUCUAGAACUGCUAUCAGGACCAAUCUUUACAGCUGAAUAUGCCCCCACAAGUGAUGUUGCUUUACUAAAGACGAAGGGUACAGGAUGAUGCUUCAGAAUCUUCUAUCGAAGACAUCUAGACGCUGAUAGCUAGACAACCCACCCUCCAUUUCAAGCAGUACGCACUAUCUGAUAAGUACAUGUUGCUAGAAAAAAUAGAAGUACAGAGCAUGGAAAAACAAAAUAAAUUAUGCGAUGAGUAAAAAUAAGUAUCCAACAAGAAAAAUAAACAUGUGAUUCGUGCUCAAGUCAUCAACUCAAACCCAGUAAAAACAAUUGCAUUCAAAAAAAGAACUCAGUGAAAACAAUGAUGUUGAAAAUGGUAUAAUCAAUAGGUCUUAGUGUCACAAUUAUCAUGAGAAAAUUAGUAAACAUUCAAAACUGGCCCAUUCUUCUAAAUACUUGAUGAGAUUUCUAAUCUAUUGAAAAGAAAACUACUAGAAUAGGGAAGUUAUGGUUACAAUUCCCCAUGAUUAUAGAAGUUCUAAAUGGGAAGGGACACAUCAAUAUGUUCCUGGAAUUCCUUUUCUUUAAGCGAAGAGCAUGAAUUAUGUCAGUUUAAAAUUCUUACUACUGUUCUUGAAUGUCAACAUAUGUUAUUGGUUUGGUCCUAAUGAGGCACUUCAACCAACCAAUAUUGUAUGGAGGGACGGAGUAGAAACACAGAGAACACACCAGUUAACUUGAGUACAUGCAACAAAAAACCUUCAGUUCUCCAGAUAUAUAAGGAAAAGUCUUACUCUUAUUCCUUAUAUAUCUCAAAAACUUACCAAUAGAAACAAAAUUUGCUGACAUGUAGAAAAUUCAGACAUGCUUCACUUCUGGUUUCAAGAAGAUAAUGGAAAAGCUACAAACAAUUCUCUUGAACACAGAACAUGAAUUGAUAAAAUUUGUAUUGAUGUUACUGUUUUUAAAAUUAAAAAUGAGGAGGAACUAUACCGGCCAACAUUGACUACAAGUGUUUCAGUCCCUUUAAACCUUGGUUAGUUAAAGAAACAUGACUGUAAUAUAUGAACUGGUUAUCUAUGGUAGCAAAAGUCUGAAAGAGUAAUGAUUGUGUUAAUGUGUAACAUAUACCAAAACAUAGUAUGUAAGUACUUUGCUUUGACUAGUGAUGAUUACAAUCAAAGUGGUCUUGUUCAAAAGGAGCUUAUCCCACGUAAAGAGCAUAAAUCUUAUGGCCGAAACUUCCCUGGACUGCAAUGUGAAUAUGUACCAAUCUUAGGAAAGGACGCUGAUGGAACUUAUUCUUGUUCAUAUUCCACGCUCUUCAAAGUAACACAACGGACAGAAUAAAAUUGAUAGAAAAAACUAUGUUUCUGUAAGUAGAAUAGCGUCCUCAAAAAGUAUAACGACAAGUGUCAACAUAACCCAAACUGCAUCUGAUUCCACUAUGAACAAUAAUAAUCAAAUCAUGUACCAAACUGCAGCAAGACUGAACCAUUUGUAAAUACCAGCAAAACUACCCCGAGCUGGCAGUAUAGAGAAGCUACUCAAAUAUUUUUCUCUGGUCAUUCAUGAGGCAUAAAUUCAGAAGUGCAUCUUUCAUAAACUCAACAGAUAUAGCAGAAUCAUAUUCCAGAAAGCUACGUAAAAGUAUAAUUUGCUUUACUAUAGGUGUUCGUGUUUAUCUCUACACAUACCACACAGAAUUCAACUGUUUUAAACCAGUAAAAUACAACUAGAAAAGUAAGGUAGUACCAUACAUAGAAGUCACAGGUUGAAAUUCAAAAUGAAAAUUUCUGAUUCCAAAAUUACUAAAGCUAGCAUCUUCUCUUUAGUAGGCUUAAAGGUUGUUCUUUUGAUGUUUGUUCCAAGACUCUAGAUUCUAUGUUUUCCCAUAUAAAAGGCACCUCAUAAGGCACUCCUUAUCAACCUGAGAAGGCCACAAGGGUAUCAAAAGGCUUAAGGUUGGGCAAGAGGGCGUUUGAGUUUGUCAACAGGAAACACUCCAACACAAGUUCAGCCUUUGGGAACAGAGAAAAGAGUGGAAAACACAGGCCAGAAAGAUGUAUCACCAACAUCAGGGCCUGAGUGAGCUCUUCACCACGAGGACAUCCUUUCCAAUGGAGCAGCAUCUGUUUUUGCGUGGAGGAAAUGCCCAAGGAGAUUCUGGGCUGGUUCUCUCAACUGAUGCUAAACCAAGGCUCAAAUGGACACCUGAGUUACAUCAGCGAUUUGUAGAUGCAGUCAAUCAGUUAGGUGGAGCAGAGAAAGCUACUCCAAAAACAGUCAUGAGGCUCAUGGGAAUCCCAGGACUCACCUUGUACCAUUUGAAAAGCCAUCUCCAGAAAUACAGGCUGAGCAAGAACCUCCAAGCUCAAGCAAAUGUCAGUACAUCAAAGAAUGCCAUAGGAUGUACAUCCAUUGCUGAUAGGAUUCCUGGAACAAGCGCUGCAACAAUGAGCAGUACAAAUGUCGUUCCGCAGGCAGAGAAGACUAUUCAAAUUGGUGAAGCACUUCAGAUGCAAAUUGAGGUUCAGAGACAGUUAAAUGAACAACUUGAGGUGCAAAGGCAUCUACAACUACGAAUUGAAGCACAAGGGAAAUACCUACAAGCAGUUUUGGAGCAGGCACAAGAAACACUUGGAAAACAGAAUUUGGGUCCUGCGAACCUGGAAGAUGCAAAAAUAAAAAUAUCACAGUUAGUUUCACAAGUAUCAACUGAAUGCUUCAGUAAUGCAAUUACAGAUGUAAAAGGAAGUUCAAGUGUGCAUAGGUUAGAGCCCAGACAAAUCCAGUUUGUUGAAAGUUCAACAAAUAGUUAUUUGUCUGUGGCCGAAGGAUUCAUCAAGGAGCAGAGACUACAGCACCAACAGCACCAUGGAGUACUAAAAGCACAUGAUGGUAGUUCAUUAUUUUGCAGAAAAAGACCGCAUGAACAUGAGACCCAGUUUGCCCUUAACAGAAGCCUAAGUGAGCGUAGGAUGGCACAUUUGCAGAAUGAUGAACAAUACAGUAAAGCAGAGUUUGGGUAUGAAAGUGACACAGAGAUAGUGCAUGAGUAUACUGCACCCCAAAAUGGUGGAGGUAGCACCACCAGUUCGGCAUCAGGAAGCAAAGUAGAUGCGGAGAAGCUAUAUCUAGAAGAGCAAAAGUGUGCAAGACAGGUCGCUGAAUACCCCAGAGAAAGCAAGCUAAUAGAUUUUGAGAAUUCGUGUUCAGGGAAGAAACUUGAUCUGAACACCCAUAAUGUAGAUGACACUGAUCAAGCUUACAGACAUUUUGACUUGAAUGAUUUCAGCUGGAGCUGAUAAUAUGUAAGAUGAUAGAAGCAAAGAAAAUGAAGUUAAAAAUAAUUUCUUCCAACAUUGAAGUAUUGAUACAUGAUCAAAUGUACGUCAAGAGGUACCAUUUAUGUUUUUAAGUAUUUAGUAAUAGGGUACAGAAAUGGUUUUCACUUUGGGCCAUCCGGCAGUUUACUCAAAACUCAAGCAGUAUAGAUAAGAAACCAGACAAAUAGCAUCAAUGAAAUUAGAGCCCAUAAGAUAUAGAACA
Messenger RNA from Zea mays, 4232 nucleotides. Its product is annotated as Putative MYB DNA-binding domain superfamily protein. Gene Ontology annotation, molecular function: DNA binding; DNA-binding transcription factor activity. The transcript is spliced from 7 exons. The coding region runs from base 2744 to 3988 and encodes 414 amino acids. The record is from RefSeq and is a predicted model, not a curated record. NCBI's taxonomy places the organism in Eukaryota, Viridiplantae, Streptophyta, Magnoliopsida, Poales, Poaceae.